AUCACAGAAAAUAGAAUAUAACCUCAAUUCGUAUAAAUUUUUUUAGGAGAAAAAUGAGAAUAUCACCUAUUUUUCGAAUAUUCAGAAAUCAAUUUACCAACUCUUAUGGGAUCCUUCCAUUCAAUACUCCAAUUAUAAAAGUAAAUAAAUCAAUUAUACGUAAUAUAAACUAUGAAAAAUUGAAGGAAAUAAAACUAAAUAAUGUUUCUCUUACCAAAUAUUUAACUAGUAUCCAAGAUAGGUAUAAGAAAUUAUUGUGUGAUAAAGAUAAAAAGCACCUAACUGAAAUAAACAAAUUGUCGCCAAUAAUAAAUUGCAUAAUUCAUAGGAAUGAUAUUUUAAAGAAUAUUCUAAGUUUGAAAGAACUAGAGAAUGAAAAUGAUUCUUCACUUAGAGAUUUAGUUAAGUCCGAUUUGGAAGAAUAUUCUCAAGCCUUAGAAAAAUUAGAAGAAGAAUUGAUUGCCAACUUAUUGCAUCAUUCACCAGAGGAUGACUGUAGAGAUAUAAUAUUUGAAAUUAACAGUGGAGUAGGAGGGCAAGAAGCCAUGCUUUUUGCGAAGGAAUUAUUUGAGAUGUAUAAGAAUUUUGCAGAAUUCAAAGGUUGGACAGUUGAAAUAGCAGAAUAUGCUGUGACAGACAUUGGAGGUUUAAGACAUGUAUCUUUGUUGAUAUCUGGUGAAGAUGCAUUCAAACUUUUGAAGUAUGAGGCAGGAGUCCAUAGGGUACAAAGAAUACCCUCUACUGAAAAAUCAGGAAGAAUUCAUACAAGUACAGUUUCAAUUGUGGCGAUGCCUCAACCUACAGAUAUUCAGAUACAUUUAGAGCAUAAAGAUUUGAAAAUUGACACGAAAAGAGCAACAGGAGCUGGUGGUCAACACGUUAAUACGACAGAUAGUGCAGUGAGAAUAACACAUUUACCGACAGGGAUUAGUGUUGAAUGCCAAGUGGAUAGAUCACAGAUCAAAAAUAGAAGAAUAGCAAUGACUAAACUUAAAACUUUAUUAUACCAAAAAGAACUAGAUUCUCAAUUAGAAAAGAUGGAUUCCACAAAAAAAAGUCAAGUACGUACAAAUUUCAGAAAUGAGAAAAUUCGGACCUAUAAUUUCAAUCAAGAUAGAAUAACUGAUCAUAGAUUACAAGGAAAUAUACACAAUUUGAAAGGGUUCUUACAAGGUGACAAAGCAUUGGAAGAAGUUAUAUUGAAAUUGGAUCAUAACCACAAAUAUGAAAAGUUACUGGAAAAAGUAAAUGAAAUAAAUCAGUCAUAGUUC
This is a messenger RNA of Harmonia axyridis, 1271 nucleotides long. RefSeq names its product peptide chain release factor 1-like, mitochondrial (gene mRF1). The coding region runs from base 54 to 1268 and encodes 404 amino acids. The transcript has 3 exons. The record is from RefSeq and is a predicted model, not a curated record. NCBI's taxonomy places the organism in Eukaryota, Metazoa, Arthropoda, Insecta, Coleoptera, Coccinellidae. Gene Ontology annotation, molecular function: translation release factor activity. Gene Ontology annotation, biological process: translational termination.